AUGCGAUCGAAAUCAUCUACAAAUCGCUCUUCGUCGAACCAACCCAGCGGCUAUGGCGUUCACACAAAGAUCACCGGAAGAGGCCAGAAUGCCGAGACCCCUGCAUCGCAGUACGCGAAAUGGGGCGUACGAGAUGAUGAGAUCGAGCUGGUAACUCACAUUCGCGUUUCUCAUGAGCGACUGAGUCCAGAUGAUACUCGCAGCGCGAGCGGACAAAGUGCAGUCAAUAGUCUUCCGGAGUCUGUGCAUCAGACGUCUCGAGUUCGCGGACCCGACUUCACCAGCCACGUCAUGAUAUCAUCUGUGGCUGCGAGCGCAUCGUCAGUCCAAAGUAACAGCUGGUGUCGGGCUUUCAACAUGCCUGAUGUUGAGGCAAUGGCUCUUUCGGGCGCGACCUCAAUGGCUGCUACCUCCGAAGAUAUAGAGACGACAGUCGCCAUGAAUGACGGCGCUCACAGACUACGAGUGCGCAGCAAAUUCUAA
Messenger RNA from Fusarium tjaetaba, 483 nucleotides. RefSeq lists its product as uncharacterized. The record is from RefSeq and is a predicted model, not a curated record. Lineage: Eukaryota; Fungi; Ascomycota; Sordariomycetes; Hypocreales; Nectriaceae. The coding region runs from base 1 to 483 and encodes 160 amino acids. The transcript is spliced from 3 exons.